AUAUGUGUAAAAUCACCAAUCUGGACAGUCGUUGAUGGCCCCUAUUCUAAUACAUGAAAAAUAUAAUCUGAAUCUAAAGUCACAUUAUUGCCUUUAUUUGCAUUUGUGAUUGACAGAUCAUCCGUAACUUUAAAAGCACUACUAAACAGAGUGAACAAGAUUGAUUACCUUAUUCCAAUGACCUGUCAAGAUGUCAAACUGCGAUAGGUAGAUCACUGGGUCAGAACACCCUCAAACAUUAUGCAGGUCUUGUGAAAUGUUUCAUCUAACUAUUAAAAAUGCUUUAAGAAAAGGACAACUGGAUGGAGUUAAAGAAUCUGGUACGAAGGUGCUGGCUUUUCACUUUUUGAUCAAUUACAUUUUUUUAUUCUAUUCUCUUUAGUGAUACCACAGAGCACCUUCAGAGAUCUUGUGGAGUCCAUGCAGAAAUGGAUCAGAGUUGUUUUGGUAGUAAUAACAGGACAUAAGUGGUUUUAAAUGUUAUGGCUGAUCAGUGUAUAUUCUGAGUCUAAAGUUUUACACUUAAAAGUCUUAACAUUUAGUGUUUUUCUGUUCUAGGAUACAAGUUCUGAGCUAUGAACUCAACGGGAACACAGGUUCUGCUACGAGACACGUUUGCAACAGCAUUUGCAAAGAACUUCAUUCUGGUUGUGGUGUGGUUGAUCCUGAGCUACAUCAAUGGUAGUGUGGUGGCAACCUUCUUCAGCAACCAGAUAUUUUAUGAAGAUCCUCGCUAUAUCCUCUUCAUCCACAUGGUCAUCAAUGAUGCCGUGCAGCUGACUGUCACUGUUGCCCUGUUUGUGGUAAGCUACAUCUACUACACCAUCAGUGUGUCUGUGUGUGCUGGCUUCAUUCUUGUGGCUGUCUUUACGACCCGGAAUACACCUGUGAACCUGGCUGGCAUGGCCAUUGAGCGCUACAUUGCCGUUUGUGACCCUUUACAUCACAGCCAAAUCUGCACUGUCCGCUGCACCUACAUCCUCAUAGGUCUUAUCUGGCUCAUCUCUGUUGUCCCUGAUAUCACUGACCUCUUUGUGACACUUGCUACAGAACCCCUUAGCUUCUUCUACACGUCUGUGUUUUGCCUGCGGCAGAAUGUUUUCAAAGACCCUGUGCUCCUGUACAAGCGACAGGCCUUUGAUGCCUUUUACUUCUCCUUAGUCUUCUUCACUCUGGUCUACACGUAUGUGCGGGUGAUCUUGGCAGCCCACGCCAUGUCCAUAGAUAAAACACCUGUCCAUCGGGCCAGGAACACCAUCCUGCUUCACGGAGCUCAACUCCUCAUGUGUAUGCUCUCCUACAUUUAUCCAAGCGUCGAGGUCUUCCUGAACAUUCGCUUCCCUGGUCACAGUCUGGAGAUAAGAUAUGCCAACUAUCUUAUUGUCUACAUCCUGCCACGCUUUCUGAGUCCAAUUAUUUACGGAGUCCGUGACGAAAAGUUCCGAAAAUAUUUAAAGAGGUAUUUUGUAUUUAGUCAGAAUAAGGUUAAGAGAAGUGUAGAGAACUAAUAGGAAAUGAAAUGAAUGUUAUGAAAUGUUAUGAUAUGGUAUGAAAUAGGGCCUGUACGAAACAAAGCCAUGAUGCAAUCAUUUUACUAAAUGCAAAUGGUCUUCCAUAUUGAUAUUUGUUUCUCAAAAUACUGUAAUGUUUUUGGUUAAUUUUUGUUCACCAUGUUUUUGAGGAAUGUUUGAUGGAAUAGAUUAACAAAACAAGGGGUAAAGGCUUGUAAAAGUUUAUUGUUAACUACUUCACUAGCAAUCUUCGAAAUAAAGCAGCUAUAAAGGGGUUCUUUGA
Messenger RNA from Astyanax mexicanus (Mexican tetra), 1794 nucleotides. RefSeq names its product odorant receptor 131-2-like. The transcript has a single exon. The record is from RefSeq and is a predicted model, not a curated record. Gene Ontology annotation, cellular component: membrane. The coding region runs from base 576 to 1508 and encodes 310 amino acids. NCBI's taxonomy places the organism in Eukaryota, Metazoa, Chordata, Actinopteri, Characiformes, Acestrorhamphidae. Gene Ontology annotation, molecular function: G protein-coupled receptor activity. Gene Ontology annotation, biological process: G protein-coupled receptor signaling pathway.